Messenger RNA from Zophobas morio, 1755 nucleotides. RefSeq names its product 4-hydroxybutyrate coenzyme A transferase. The transcript has 6 exons. The coding region runs from base 183 to 1601 and encodes 472 amino acids. The record is from RefSeq and is a predicted model, not a curated record. Gene Ontology annotation, cellular component: mitochondrion. Gene Ontology annotation, molecular function: acetate CoA-transferase activity. Lineage: Eukaryota; Metazoa; Arthropoda; Insecta; Coleoptera; Tenebrionidae. Gene Ontology annotation, biological process: acetate metabolic process.
GAAACGACAUAACUACCAACGUGGUGCCGACAAAGACCGACACAGUAGUUGUCAAACAUUGGCAAACGCAUAAAAAUAACAGGAUUUAUUUUUCAUUCACACGCUUAUCCUUCUCCCGAAUUCGCUUUGAAAGGGAAGGGCCUGAAUUUAAGUGCAAUUUAACUUAAGGAAAAUCGGGAGUGAUGGCUGCGGCGGUUAAAAGUGCCACCAGUAGGUUUUCGAUUUUGUCGAGUUUGAAAAGGCUAGCCCCCAGGACCUACUACACGUACACCAAUGAGCCCGCACAACCCAUCCAGGGAAAAGAGCCCAGAUGGACCACCCUAGAGUCGGCCUUCGAAGACCUAAAGUCGGGUCAAACCGUGUUCGUGCAAGGAGCCGCCGCCACUCCCGUGGACCUGGUCAACGCAAUGACGGCCCACGGGAAAGCCAACAACCUCAAAGAUAUUACGGUUUGCCACAUGCACACUGAAGGGCCCGCGUCGUACUGCGACCCUUCGUGCGAUGGGAUUUUCAGGUCGUUCUCGUUUUUCAUGGGCGGGAACGUAAGGAAAGCCGUGGCUGAAGGUAGAGGCGACUGUUUGCCCAUUUUCCUCUCGGAAAUCCCGCUGUUGUUUUAUAAGAAGAUCUUCCAGCCCGAUUUCGCAGUCAUUCACGUGUCGCCGCCAGACGAACACGGCUACUGCAGCUUGGGGACUAGUGUCGACUGCGUCCGGGCCGCAAUGACCAACUCCAAAUCGAUAAUCGCUCAGGUCAACCCCUGCAUGCCUCGAACCUUCGGCGACGCCAUCAUCCACGUGAGCCACAUCGACGUGGCCGUCAAAGUCAACACCCCUCUACCUCAGCACGGCGGCCGUCCCCCUACCGACGUCGAAUCCAAGAUCGGCCAGCUCAUCGCCGAGAACCUGGUGGAAGACGGCGCGACUUUGCAGAUGGGCAUCGGAAACAUUCCCGACGCAGUUUUGGCUGCUCUAACCAACCACAAGGACCUCGGUAUCCACUCGGAGAUGUUCGCCGGGGGGGUGGUGGACCUGGUGGAGAAGGGCUGCGUCACUAAUAACCGUAAAACGAUGCAUAAGGGACGCAUCGUGGGGUCGUUCCUAAUCGGCACCCAGAAGUUGUACGACUUCGUGGACAACAACCCCUUCAUCGAGAUGCUCGUCAUCGAUUACGUCAACAAUACAAAGAUCGUGGCGCAGCAGCCGAAGAUGACCGCUAUCAACUCGUGCAUUGAGGUCGAUUUGACGGGACAAGUGGUGUCGGAUUCGAUCGGGACGAGGAUGUACUCUGGGUUCGGGGGGCAGGUUGAUUUUAUCAGGGGGGCGGCGGAGGGGCUGGAUGGGUUAGGAAAGCCGAUUAUUGCCUUACCGUCCUCGACUAACAAAGGGGAGAGUAAAAUAGUGCCGUUAAUUAAACAAGGCGCUGGGGUCGUCACAUCGAGGGCGCAUGUGCACUACGUCGUCACCGAGUAUGGAAUAGCCUACUUGUUCGGAAAGUCCUUGCGUCAGAGAGCGCACGAGCUGAUUUGCAUCGCCCACCCGAACCACCGAGAAGCCUUAGAGAAGGCUGCGUUCGAGCGCCUAAAAGUAAUGCCAAGUCCUUGAACAUGCUAUUUUCAAUUCCACGCAUUGUUUUGUACCUAAAUCUACGCAAAUUUAAUAAGUUGUGAAAGCUAUAAGUCUAACGUUUUUAAUAAGUUUUUAUUAAAAGUCGGCAAAUAUUUGUACACUGUUAAAAGUUAAUAAAAAUUGCAACACA